CAAUAACUAAACAAAGAACAUUUAACUAAUCACAUACAUAUAUACAUAAAGAUUAUAUUUUUCUUCAUCAAAUAUACUAUAUAUAGUAUAUAGUAAAGAUUAUCAUAUAUCAGAAGACAUACAUAAAAGAUGGGAAGAGCACCAUGUUGUGAUAAAGAGGGAUUGAAGAAAGGUCCAUGGUUACCUGAAGAAGAUCAAAAACUUGUUGAUUAUAUUCAAAAUCAUGGUCCUGGAAACUGGAGAACUCUUCCUAAGAAAGCUGGUCUUGAGAGGUGUGGAAAGAGUUGUCGCCUUCGAUGGACUAAUUAUCUUCGACCAGAUAUCAAGAGAGGAAGAUUUACAUUUGAAGAAGAAGAGGCCAUAAUUCAACUCCAUAGCGUUUUGGGCAACAAGUGGUCAGCAAUUGCUGCUAAAUUGCCAGGAAGAACAGAUAACGAAAUCAAGAAUUAUUGGAACACCCACAUUAGGAAAAGAUUGCUUCGAAUGGGAAUCGAUCCUGUGACCCAUACACGUCGAUUCGAGUUUUUAGACCUUCCUUCUAUCUUAAACAAUCACUCAUCACUUCUACAAAAUUAUUCAUCUGAUAAUAAUAAUCAGCUAAAUUUGUUGAAAUUACUUGGUUUACAAAGUUUAGUUAACCCAACAAAUCUUUUGGGUCUUGCUUCUCUUUUAUCAACAAAUCAAAACCAAAACACAAACUUUCUCCUACAAAAUAUUCUAGCAAAUCAACAAAUUUCAAACCCUUGUGAUCAAAUACUACAAAAUCAAUUCAUCAUCAACAACAAUAACAACCCAAUUAUAAACUCUAGUAUUUCUCCUGUUAACAAUAAUUUUGCGGAUUUUGGUGAUGCUCGAGUAAUGAAAUCGAGUUUUAUCAAUCAAGAACAAGGGCAAUACCAAGAUAAUUAUUGCAACUUUGAUGCAAUACAACAAACUAGUCCUUUGUUAAAUAAUGAAUGGCAAAAUAAUGUUAGCACUAGCAUGCUAACUUUGGAAGGUGAAGGUCAUGUACAAGAUAUGAUGGACUCAUUGUUAGACACAUUGAGCUUAAACAACAAUGUAGCAACUAAUAAUGGUGGCAGCCACCUGCCGUCUUUGUUAUCGACGCCGUCUACGAGCCAGCAGACGCCGCCGUUGAGUGCUUCUAACUCGGCGGCGUAUCAGCCCAACAGUAGUAGUAAUACUAGCAGUGAAGAUGAGAAUAAUGAGAUUGAUAGUUAUUGUCAAAAUUUGAUGAAUUUUGACGUGCCUAUUGGUCUUUUUGAUAGUAAUAAUAAUAAUAAUGUAUGAUUGUAUGUUGAUGAUCAUGUUUCAUAUUUUAAAUUUUUAGUAGGUUGUUAGGGUUCAUGCAUGUAUGAUGUAUAUCAGUAUAUGUCAGAUUUUCAGUUUUGCUUCAUGUUGUAAUAUGUUUGUUUAUUGGUACAUUUUGU
This is a messenger RNA of Beta vulgaris subsp. vulgaris (sugar beet), 1430 nucleotides long. Its product is annotated as transcription factor MYB41. The coding region runs from base 130 to 1290 and encodes 386 amino acids. The transcript has 3 exons. The record is from RefSeq and is a predicted model, not a curated record. NCBI's taxonomy places the organism in Eukaryota, Viridiplantae, Streptophyta, Magnoliopsida, Caryophyllales, Amaranthaceae.